Choloepus didactylus (southern two-toed sloth) is the source of this 5249-nucleotide messenger RNA. It is a transcript of the gene PCGF3, whose product is annotated as polycomb group ring finger 3. NCBI's taxonomy places the organism in Eukaryota, Metazoa, Chordata, Mammalia, Pilosa, Megalonychidae. Bases 344 to 1072 code for a protein of 242 amino acids. Gene Ontology annotation, cellular component: PRC1 complex. The transcript has 11 exons. The record is from RefSeq and is a predicted model, not a curated record. Gene Ontology annotation, biological process: regulation of transcription by RNA polymerase II.
CUCUUUGUUUUAAACUCCGGACGGGUUUUUUUCUCCUCCUCUUGGGGGGCACCCGGAGGGAGCGGCGCCCCCUCUGCCGCGCUCGGCUCGGUCCCCGCGUGCGCCCCGCUCGCCCGCGGCCCGGAGAUCGCAGGCUUUCAAGAUGUAGUGAGAGAUUCCAGGCUGUCAUCUGCAGAAAAUGGGAAGAAAGCAAGGGGCAGAAGGAAGGUGCAGAAGUGAAGAUCCCGAGCGCAGCGUGAAGCCGCCGACAAGGCCGGGCAGAGCCAGCAGAGGGGCCUGAGGCAGCACGGGCAGGACGCCGGACGCCAGACGUCGGACGUGGGCUGCGGGAGAGAAGCCAAAGAUGUUGACCAGAAAGAUUAAGCUCUGGGACAUAAACGCCCACAUCACCUGCCGCCUGUGCAGCGGAUACCUCAUUGACGCGACAACGGUGACCGAGUGUCUGCACACCUUCUGCCGGAGCUGCCUGGUGAAGUACCUGGAGGAGAACAACACGUGUCCCACCUGCCGGAUCGUCAUCCACCAGAGCCACCCGCUGCAGUACAUCGGUCAUGACAGAACCAUGCAAGACAUUGUGUACAAGCUGGUGCCGGGCCUCCAAGAAGCGGAAAUGAGGAAACAGAGGGAAUUCUAUCACAAGCUAGGCAUGGAGGUGCCCGGAGACAUCAAGGGGGAGCCUUGCUCUGCGAAACAGCACUUAGAUUCCCACCGGAACGGUGAAACCAAAGCAGACGACAGUUCCAACAGAGGAGCGGCGGAGGAGAAGCCGGAGGAGGACGGGGACUAUCACAGGAGUGACGAGCAGGUGAGCAUCUGCCUGGAGUGCAACAGCAGCAAACUGCGGGGGCUGAAGCGGAAGUGGAUCCGCUGCUCCGCCCAGGCCACGGUCUUGCAUCUGAAGAAGUUCAUUGCCAAAAAGCUUAAUCUCUCAUCCUUUAAUGAGCUGGACAUAUUAUGCAAUGAAGAAAUCCUCGGCAAGGACCACACGCUCAAAUUUGUAGUUGUCACUAGAUGGAGAUUCAAGAAGGCGCCUCUCCUGCUGCAUUACCGGCCCAAGAUGGACUUGCUGUGAGGGUCGGGGGCCCUCGGGAGCAGCGGCCGCAGACUUUGCCUGCUCCUGGGGCUCCUGGGCAGGUGGGCCGGCAGGACCCUUGGGCGGCCGCCGGAGAACGCUGCCCAGGGCGUGCGGACCAGGUUUCUGAAUAGAGUAUUUAUCACCUUUUGUAUGAGAGAAUCCCCAACUCAACGAGACACUACCAGCACCACGUUUACAGAUGAAAACACUUCGCAGUGUCACGCAGCCGAGCGGCCUCCUCUCUCCCGCCCCACGGCCCGAGUCUCGGCUGGAGCGCGGCGCGCCCGGGAGAAGCCGCCUUCCUGGCACACACGGCUUUGCUUGCUUUCCAGGUCUUGAAAAUCUCAAUUCGUUUCAGUUUAGUUAUGAAUUAGGUUUUGUGAUAAGCCUCAAAAAUACUUUGACUUUUAUUGAAUCCUCCUAAGUUAUUGAAAAAUUCCUUUUUCAUGGUGAAUGACAAUAUUUAUGUUGCCUUUAACUUCCUGAAGACUUAGAAAGUAUAUAAAAAUUUAACUUAAAAGCAUACCAAAAGAGGUUCCCGUCACUGCUAUGAUUAAGCCCGGUGUUUAAGUUUCCACGUUGUAAGAUCGGGCAGAGCAGUAGCUCCCCACCUGCCUGGUUCAGGGGUCUUGGGCCUGAGGCUCCUUCACCCCAGGACAUACCUCCGAUCGCUGACGGCCCCAGCCCGGAAGGGGUUUCACCAACGUGUCACUGGUUUGCAGAACAAUUCUUGUUUUUAAAAACCACUUUUAUUAUUGAAAGGGUAUAAAUUGUCCAAUUUCCCAUUUAUUCGUUCCCAGUUUCAUUUUGCGGAAGACAGGUUGUGAUGCUUUGCUGUGUCUUCGGAGCCUGACUCAGCAGGUGCAUUUCCCAGCAGGUGCCACCAGGCUGUCCAAUCUGGGGUGAUACUUGUGGGUGAGAGCCGGCAAGUUCACAGGCCCCCGCUGCCUGUCCGGCUUGGAUUCCGAGCACAUCCCGCCUUCAGAGGCAGGCAGGGAUCUGGGUGAGUUCCCGGCUCCAUGGCUCCGAGCACGCUGGGGGCUGGGCAGGCAGGUCGGUUGGCUCGGGCGGAAAGUCGUUCCUGGUCGGUACGUGUUGCUUUUCCAGCUACUUAAUAACCCAAAAACACCCGUCACAGUCAGUUUGCACUUUGUUAGCCCCUCUCUCCUCCCAAUUGUUAAUAUUUUUGUCAAAUUAGAAAAUAAACCAUUUUCCAGCACAUAAACAUUUGUUCCUUUAAGUCAACAAUGUAGACUGCAUAGAGGCAAGGGGAAGAGAAGGGGCCCAUCUUCCGGGCAGUCCAGGCCCCCCUGGCCUUUCCACUAUGGGCGUUUGCCUGGAUGUCCUGCGUCUGCCUCGGGGAGGUUGGACAGCCCCGGCCCCCAGCCCGUCCGUGCCACCGGCUACCGGCCCCCUGGGGCUGGUCCCCCCACAGCUCUGCGAGAGCCAGGGCAUCACUCCAGUGGUGACCCCGAGAGCCAGGCUUUGCAUGAAGCAUCUCGGUUCAUGGACUAGGACUUCUUCUUGUAUUUGUUUUGAAAGUUAAGGUUGGGCUCAUCGACAUUCAAUUUUGUUUGUUUCUUCUGCUUCCUGUUUCAUAUGCAUAAAGUGUUGGCAGCAACCACUAAUGAGACCUAAUUUUAGAUAUGAGAAAAACACCCAAAUAAAUCCAAUCCCAGUGAUUUUACUGUAAGGUCUUUUUACAACCUAAAAACGAGUACUUUGAUACAGCUGGUCAAAAUUCACCUUUUUUAAGCCCAUUAAUUCCCAGUACUGCUUGAGUUCUUCAGUUUCCUAAGCUUGCUAUUCAUCCAAAUCAUUUUUUAGAGUUACUAUACAAGGGUUUAACGAGUAGAUGUAUAUGAGUAAAUAUUACCUGUCUACCUCAAAAUAUGCAUACUGCUGAAGCAUUCUGUAAAACCACAUAUAAUCACAAUGCAGUUCUAAGUGUCACAUUAGAAUUUAGGUAUUUUCCUGUGAUGGAACUGAGGAAAGGUUAACUAAGAGCAUCCACAUCCAAAUAAGGUGAACUCACAGUCGAGAUGAAACUUUAUGUCGCUAUGAUAAUUGCAUAAUAUAUAUUUGUAACUUUGUAGCUCUCUUUGAAAUCACUUGAACUUGCUAUGGUGCUAAGCUGAUACCUUCAAAUACAGAGAGGCCAAGAAGUUGGAGCUGGGGUUGGCAUCUCCAGCUGGUCACUGGUCAUUGUGUAAUUCUGCUUUUGUAAUUUUGUUACCCUGACAAAACCUCAGCAGCAAAAGUACCUAUUUUUCUAAAAUUUGAUCAUGUCAGACUGUCUUGACCAUGAGACGAUUUCCUUGGCGAGCUUCUGCCUCUCGGCUGAGCUCUGUCGCCUUACGCAGUCUGGGGCGUGGGGCCAGGAGAACUUGACAUCAGCGGGCGUUCCAGGCGGGCUGGUUUCAUUUCUGUCAAUUUCAUUCACCAUCAAAGGCUGAAUUUUAUUUUUCUCCAGCAUGAGAUCCAGGGCCAAUUCGUGAUUGGACCUAUUAAGUCUUUUUUUUAACAGAUGGAGUUACUGUGAAGUGGUUUUCACAACUAUCUAUGCUGGUAAAGCAGACGCUGUCAGCAACCUUGCACGGCGUCCUCAGCAGCGGUGGGACGGAUGACCCAGCAUCCAGGCUGUUAGCCACGGUUUUCAUGAAAAUAGAAAAUGCAGAUAGAAUAUAUAAUAUUGAAUUUAAGAUUUGGGGGGUUUAAAAAGAAAACUUAACUUUAUAAAAUUAUUUAUUCUAUUUUAAGCCUUCUAUCCUAUUUUCCCAUCCAGUCGUUUGGUGUCAGUGGCCCAGCUUUACUUACAGGCAUAUAAAAUGAAAUUGUGAGAUGUUUUGCAAGCUUCUUCUUUUUACUUUGAGUAGCUUUUGAUUUGUAUGUUUUUGUUUUAUAUGGAUGAAGAGCAUUUUUAUGCUUUUGUGCAAUAGGUUCAAACAUGCAUAUAUUAGACGUGUUUAAAUUGUAAUGUAGCAUCUAUUCUGCUCAAUGGAAGGGAGUGGAGGUGGAGUUCAAACUGUGUACAUUCAGCUAUUCAGUUUCCCUUCUUCAUUGUUAAUAUGACAAGAAUGCUGUUAUCGGGAUUGUGUGUGUGCGUGUAUGUGUGCAAGAACUACCUGUCAGCAAUAUGUAAAGAUAAACGACUGGGCAAGCAGUGGCGGCCUGGCUGAGGGCUGGGCUCAUCGUCCCCGGCUGCAGGCCCCGGGCCCCUGCUUGCGGCAGUCUUCCUCUCUGGAGAUUGAUUGGCAUUGUUUUCUAAAAGAGGAAUCAUAGGUGGUAUUUUACAGUGAUUUGGAAUGCAUCGUUGGAUUAAAUGUUGCAGGAGCAAGCCAACUGGUUUAUACAUUGUAUGUGAGUGUGUGUUAUGUUCUCAAAACUUUGAAAAAUACAUUUGAUGCAGACAGUUGAAUUCACAAAAAUCCACAUUUCUCUAUUUCCUCAGGAAAUGCUUGACGCUCUGCCACAUCACGUGUGACCUUAAGGUGACAAACCAGUGCAUUUCUUGGCCUUGGUAUUUAAAUAAACCAAGGAAAUAGUUGCGAUGAGCAGAUUAGAAGUCCGUCCUUGAGAGGGCAUUGCCCGUGAGGCAGGGACAGGGCAGGUGACAGCCCGCUGGUAGCUCGGGGGCCCAGCCCAGGUCUCGGUUGGGGCUACGGACGACGGCCACAGGGGCUGCUUCGUUCUGUGUCACCGUCACGUGUAAUUCGCCUGCAGCCAAGAGUGAAUCUGAAGAACAGACUGAAGUUCUAAAUGUCACCUGAAAUGUAUGUGUAGCAUUAGUGUAAUUCUCUAUUCCAGUGCUUAACUGGGUAUAAGGAAAACAUUUUCUUCCCAAAUAAAACUGAUUUAGGAUUAAGGGACAACAAUUCAACCACUAAGCCUUUAUCAUCAGUGUAUGGCAAAAUAAAGAGAUGAAAGCUAUCUUGAUUUAUGGAAAUUAUCUUAAAGAUACAUAUUUUUGACUGUUUAAUUUGAAAGUUUACAUUUUUUUAUGCUUUGCGUUGGUGUGUAAUUUUUGUACUAUUGGUGGCUGGUUUUUGUCUAAAAUCUUUUUUGGAAUAUUGCUUAAAUGUUUUCAUUUUAUGAUAGUGAAGCUUGUAUCCAGUGUUUUGCCAAUUAAUAUUAUAUGCUUGUAAUAAAAGCAAAAGAAAAACAACUAAAAUUC